This is a messenger RNA of Camelus dromedarius (Arabian camel), 3713 nucleotides long. It is a transcript of the gene SPINK5, whose product is annotated as serine peptidase inhibitor Kazal type 5. The record is from RefSeq and is a predicted model, not a curated record. NCBI's taxonomy places the organism in Eukaryota, Metazoa, Chordata, Mammalia, Artiodactyla, Camelidae. The transcript has 33 exons. The coding region runs from base 61 to 3279 and encodes 1072 amino acids. Gene Ontology annotation, molecular function: protein binding.
AGCACCAGCUGGUGAGCAAUGCAAGAAGCAGACUUGUAACCAACUUACAUCAUCUUCAACAUGAAGAUAGCCACAGUGCCAAUGCUUCUGACCCUGGCUCUUUGCCUCGUACAAGAUGCUGCCAGUGAAGAUGAAAAUCAGGACAUUUGCAAUGAAUAUCGAGCAUUGAUGAAAAAUGGAAAAUUGUUCUGUUUCCAAGAUAAAAAACUUUUUCAAAGCCCUGAUGGAAAAAUGUUUAUCAACAAAUGUGCCAUGUGCAAAAUGAGAUUGGAAAAAGAAGCAAAAUUGCAGAGGAGGGCCAGGCGUUUAGCAAGAGCCACCACUGCUCCUGCCCCAGCAAAGUUGAAUUGCGAUGAUUUCAAGAAAGAAGAAAGAAAUGGGCAUUUUGUCUGUACCCUUGAUAAUGCACCUGUUUGUGGCACAGAUGGGAAAACAUACAGUAACAGAUGUGUGCUAUGCGCUGAGAACACUAAAACCAGAUCCCAAGUUGGCAUAGAAAGAGAAGGAGAAUGUGAGAGCAGUAAACCAGAGCAGGAUGUAUGUAGUGCUUUUCGGCCUUAUGUGAAGGAUGGAAGACUUGGAUGCACAAGGGAAAAUGACCCAGUUCUCGGUCCUGAUGGGAGGACGCAUGGCAACAAGUGUGCGAUGUGUGCUGAGCUGUUCUUAAAAGAAGCUAAAGAAAAGGCCAAGCAAACAGGUGAAACCAAAAUGCCACGAACCAAAAUGCCACGAACCAAAAUGCCACGAAGCGCUGAACAGAAUCUCUGUAAGGAAUAUGAAAGCCAAGUGAGGGAUGGAAGACUUUUCUGUACACGGGAGAGCGACCCCAUCCGCGGCCCUGAUGGCAAGAUGCAUGGCAACAAGUGUGCCCUGUGUGCUGAAAUCUUCAAACAGCGCUUUUUAGAAGAAAAAAAUAAAACAGAUGAGAACCUGAGAAAGGCUGAAGAAAAAGUUAAAGUUAAAAGAGAAACUGAGAAACUCUGCAGUCAAUUUCAGGAUCAUGCAAAGGACGGAAUACUUUUCUGUACCAGAGAAAAUGACCCUGUUCGUGGUCCAGACGGGAAAAUACAUGGCAAUUUGUGUUCCAUGUGUCAAGCCUUCUACCAAGCAGAAGCUGAAGAAAAGAAAAAGGCUGAAGCAAAAGCAAGAAAUAAAAGACAACCUGGAAAAGCACCCUCAUAUGCAGAGCUGUGCAGUGAAUAUCGCAAGUUGCUGAGAAAUGGAAAACUGCCUUGCACCAGAGAGAAUGACCCCAUCCGGGGCCCAGACGGGAAGAUGCAUGGCAACACCUGCUCCAUGUGUGAGGCCUUCUUCCAAGCAGAGAAAAAAGAAAAGAAACAGAAGGAAGCAGAAUCAAGAAACAAAAGGCAAUCUGAGAAUACAGCUUCCUUUGAGGAGCUGUGCAGAGAAUACCGCAAAUCUAGGAAGAAUGGACAGCUGCUGUGCACCAGAGAGAAUGACCCCAUCAAGGGCCCAGAUGGGAAGAUGCAUGGCAACACCUGCUCCAUGUGUGAGGCCUUCUUUCAACAAGAAGAAAAAGCAAGAAAAAAGGCUAAAAGAGAAGCUGCGGGGGAACUCUGCAGUGAAUUUAGGAGCCAACUGAGGAACGGAAUGCUCAUAUGCACCAGGGAGAAUGACCCUGUCCGUGGCCCAGAUGGCAAGAUGCACGGAAACAAGUGUGCAAUGUGUGCCAGCAUGUUCAAACUUGAAGAAGAAGAGAAGAAAAAAAAUGGCAAGGAAAAAAAGGAGAAAGCUGAGGCUGAGAAGGUUAAGAGAGAAGCAAUACAGGAGCUGUGCCGUGACUACCGUAACUAUGUGAGGAACGGACGCCUUCCCUGCACCAGAGAGAACGACCCCAUCGAGGGCCUAGACGGGAAGAUGCACGGCAACACCUGCUCCAUGUGUGAGGCCUUCUUCCAGCAAGAAGCAAGAGAAAAAGAAGCUGAAUCUAGAACAAGAGUGAAGAGAGAAGCUGAAAAGGAUAUGUGCAAUGAAUUUCGGAGCCUUCUGAAGGAUGGAAAUCUUUUCUGCACUCGAGAAAAUGAUCCCGUGCGUGGCCCGGAUGGCAAGACCCAUGGCAACAAGUGCGCCAUGUGCAAAGCAGUCUUCCAGAAAGAAGAUGAAGAAAGAAAGAGAAAAGAAGAGGAGGAGCAGAGAAACGCCGCAGGGCACGGCUCCAACGUCAGGGGCGGUGGAGGGAAAGCUCAGGACCAAUGUGCUGAGUUUCGGGCAAAAAUGAAAGAUGGAAAACUCAGCUGUACUCGGGAGAGGGACCCUGUACGGGACGCAGACGGCAAAUCGUACAACAACAAGUGUACCAUGUGUCAGGAGAUCCUGCAAAGAGAAGCAGAGGAAAAAAAUAAGCAUUCUGGCUACAGAUCAAAUGAGACUGAAUCAGCAUCAGGAAAGGAUGUAUGUGAUAUGUUUAGAAGUCAAAUGAAAGAUGGAAAACUUAUUUGCACCCGAGAAAGUGACCCUGUCCAGGGUCCAGAUGGCAAGACACAUGGCAAUAAGUGUGCUAUGUGUAAGGAAAAACUGGAAAGGGAAGCAGCUGAAAAAAAAAAGAAAGAGGAGGACAACUUGAGAAAUACAGCCGAAAAUGACGAUGAAAAACAGGAUCAGUGUCAUGAAUUCCGGGACAAGGUGAUAGAGGGAAGAGGUCUUGCCUGCACCAGAGAAAACAACCCUGUUCGUGGUCCAGACGGCAAGAUGCACGUCAACAAGUGUGCUAUGUGUCAGAGCAUCUUUGAGCGAGAAGCUAAUGAAAGAAAAAAGAAUGAAGACGGAAGAUCAAAUGCAAGGCCGUCAAAUGAUGCAAAGGAUGAGUGCAGUAACUUCCGCGAGUACGCGAGGAACGGCGAGCUUGUGUGCACUCGAGAGAACGACCCCGUGCGUGGUGCCGAUGGACAGUUGUAUAAAAACAAGUGCUACAUGUGCAGAACUAUCUUUCGAAAAGAAGCUUUGGAAAUGACAAGCAUUCAAGAAAGGCCAUCCCAUGUUAGAUCUUCUGAAGGGGAAGGCAAUCCAGAUUCCUCCGUUAGGUCUCUGGAUGCUGCCAUGUGCGAACACUACAGAGUACUGCCCAGGAUGGGUUACCUUUGCCCAAAGAACUUAGACCCUGUCUGUGGUGAUGAUGGCCAGACAUACAACAAUCCCUGCAUGCUGUGUCACAAAAACCUAAUAUACCAAACUAAUACACACAUACGCAGUGAAGGGAGGUGCGAGGAGAAUGGCAUCCCAGAAACAACAUCUGCCAGCCUGCCCACAUCUUUCAAAUGAUGCAAGAGUUGGUGAACACCAUGAGAGAAAAUGUGUACUCCAAUUAUGAAUCGCCUACCUUCACCAUCUGUAUAUAUGAAGAAUUCUUCAGAGCUUGUCUUAUUUACUAUAGAAAGCAAUACAGAGCUGUUGGGGGAAUGGAUUCACUAAUUUUCAGUCUUUUCCAUCUCUUUCCUCCUAGAUUCUGUGAUCUGAGGGCACAGAGACAUCUUCACCCAGUCUGUGCUCUGGAAACCUGAUCACAAUGCUGUCUGUUCAACUGCCUGUUCAAUAAAAGUACACCCAGCAGAACAUGAUUUCUGGGACUUCUUUGUGGAUAAUAGAAACGUGUUUUUGCAGAAGCUGAAUAAACUCUACCCUUGUGUCUUGUCAUGCCUGUGGGUGGAGAGAGAAUGCUCACUUUUUUUUCAGAUUCAAGUUACUGUCAUAGUUGA